AUGGCGCUUUUAGUUCCAUCGCCGGGAAUUUCAUCACUCGCCGGCGCCGGAAGGCCGAGAAGAAUUUAUCUCCGGGCCAUAAGAACGAAUUUCAGGUUUACUGUCUGCGCGGGCGUUACGGAUGUCGAGAAGGAUGUAAUGAAAUCUAGGGUUGAUUAUUGCUACGAGGAUACUGUGAGAUGGUUGUACGAGCGGGUGAAGCAGACCGAGGCAGAUGCUGCGCCGUUUUCAGCCGUUAGGACUAAGGACGAUGAAGGGGAGAAGAACGAUUACUAUGUGAAUACGGGAUAUGCGAUUCGGGCCCUCCGUGAGGAGUUUCCGAAGCUUUUCUACGAGGAGCUCAGCUUUGAUAUCUACAGGUGA
This is a messenger RNA of Striga hermonthica, 363 nucleotides long. The record is from the annotation of a GenBank genome assembly. Lineage: Eukaryota; Viridiplantae; Streptophyta; Magnoliopsida; Lamiales; Orobanchaceae.